Strongylus vulgaris is the source of this 732-nucleotide messenger RNA. The record is from the annotation of a GenBank genome assembly. NCBI's taxonomy places the organism in Eukaryota, Metazoa, Nematoda, Chromadorea, Rhabditida, Strongylidae.
AUUUUCAACACGUUCUUCGGUGGUCGUUAUGUCGUACUUCUCAUGGGUAUGUUCUCCAUCUAUACUGGUUUCCUUUACAAUGAUAUUUACUCGAAGUCAAUCAAUAUUUUUGGAUCGUCGUGGAAAAACCCAUAUCCGCGGUCUUUACUGGAACACAUGGAUGAACAAGGCUACAACAACACUCAAACAUUGGAUCUCACCUGGCCACCGGAAUACUCACAUAACAGCUCCUUAGUUGAUAUCUUCUUCGUAUUUCUUCCACAAUGCUUCUUCCUGGGAUGUAUUUUUGUGUAUUUGUGCGUUAUGGUAGUGCUUAAAUGGAUAUACUUCUAUGUGAACCCCACCUUCAUAUUCGGCCAACUAUACCCAGGUUCAAAUUGUGCCCCAUCGCUACUUAUUGGUCUCAUCAACAUGUUUAUGCUCAAACCUAGAGAUCCAGGAUUCGUUGAACAUGUGAAUUACAAAAAUGCUACAGCAUCAGUGAUAAUCAAUGGUAAAAAUUACACUUAUGAUGUGUAUGAUCAGUGCUACUUGCAGCAAUGGUAUCCUAAUCAGGCGCUUAUCGAGGAGAUUCUUCUCCUACUAGCCGUUGUUUCCAUCCCAAUCAUGUUGCUGGUGAAACCAUUCUACAUUCGAUGGCGCCAUAAUCGUGGUCUUCCCUUGCCGGGAGGGCACCACGAUGCUGGUGGUGAAGAGGAGGUAACUAGCAGUUCUCAUUUUAACCAUGGUUAA